AUGGAUGACACGUCGUUUUUGUCUGGUAUGUCCAACCUCAAUGAGGGCAUUGGUGAGACAACCUACGGCCGCUGCAUUUCUAUCUUCGUGAUCAGCUGCGAGCCCUCACUCGAUGAGCUAGCGGUGCGCCUCGGUGGGCCUGGGUGCCCGUGGGAGACGGUCCACCUCCCUAUGCAGCAACCCGUCGUUCUGUACCGCCACCCAGACGCCCGCGUAGCGCGUCGUGCGACCGAGCUCGCGUUCGCCACAAAGGCGUAUGCCGAGAGCCCCGAAGCCGACGCGGACGACGUGCAUCCGAGCAGGGACAUGGUGGCCAUGGACGUACUUACGAGCACCACCAUCAGCGCCGCUGGCUCGACACUGGCGACAUGUACUGUGUUCGCUGUGCCAGCUAGCGGCCUUGUGACGGAGCUCACCGCCGCUACAGAGGUGCUAGACGGCGCUUGCGAUGCAGAGGUCGCACGCGGGGCCUUACAGCCGCCGCUGCACGUCUGCAUCCAUUGGGUGAUCGGGGAGAUGCUGCCAGGGUACACCCCGCCGGCGGUGGAUGAGACAAAGACUGGAGAGAGUGACGAUGCAGAAGACGAAGGAACGGCCCACGGUUGGGAAGAUGAGAGGGGUGAAAGUGAGGGUAGUCGCGGAGGCGGCGCACCGGCGCCGCUCACCCCUACAGCGCUCGAGAAUGUGGCUACCAUCCCACUCAGUCCAGGGGAGCUGUUGGCGCUAGCAUCUCCGCCUCAGCCGGCUUUCGCGGAGGUUAGUGUGGCGGUAGUGGAGAAGCGGGAUGGCGAGACAACGACACUAGGGGAGGUGCCCGCUCACUCAACUCCUACCCACGACAGCAACAAUGGCAAUGACGCAUGCCCACGCAAGAACCACGGCACGGUAACAGUAGGCAGCGAGGAGGGGCACUGGACCAGCAACGGUGUGACAACAAACAACGAGGGGUCUUCGGCUGCCACACCGCCGGCUGAAAUGGCAGCUGCCACCGUUCAUGACGAAGAAGCAUCAGAUGAGCAGGGUGGCGACGUCGAGAAGGCUUCGGCGGGAGUCUCAGCGCGGAGCAACUCGCCUAUCCUUCUGGGUCCUUUCUCCGCCCACGACGACGUAGUUGCUCCCGCAGUAACGUGGACAGCAGACAGAGACGACGACGGCAGUGGCGCACUUGCACUCGGAAAGGAUGGGCAACCAGUGGCUUCUGCAGCCUUCCCUGCGCUCUCGUCACCCUUGCACUGCAAGACACCGCGUCGCCAGCGCCCGCGCAACUACCGUUCUAGCACUGUUCAGAUGGAGAUGUUCCCGGAGAUGGCUCGAUCGUCACAAGGAGGGGGCGAGCGCGAUGCGACAACGGAGAACUCCGUACAGAUAAGCGAGGACGACGACGACGCGGAAAACGUGGCGCCAGCAAUGGCGCACAUUAGCCCACCCCUGCCGCUACCACCGGCAGAGGAGACGGUUCAGUCUCACGUUGGCUAUUCAGCACCACAGGAGGUGGCGCCGGCGCUGGACUCUGACGUUAUGACGCAUGUUCAAGUCAGCAACGAGGCCGCAGCCUCAUACAACAACGUGCUCACACCGCUUUCCUCAAAUUCCGUGACGGAUGGCGCGCUUGGCCACCAACGGCAGGCGCCACCGACGCUCGAAGCGCAUCACGGCACCACAGUCGCCUUGAAGGCGCCACCCUCGCCACGGCCAACCGUGGAGAACCUAUUCGAGGGGGCCAAUAGCACCGCACUUAUCGUGAUAGUGGGGGUUGUAGCUAUCUACAACGCCAGCGACGCAACAGACCCGCACCGUAUUGUGUCUGUGGAGCUCACGACCGCGUCAGUUGACAAGAGGAACACGCCGGAUCCCCCUGCGCCGCACACAUCCACUUUCUCGUUCUGCACCACGCCGGCCCUGAGAGGCCUAGCGGCGGCGGUCCCGCAAGUGAGCAGACCCGUUUUACUCUUCUCCCGGCGCCAGAGUGAUGCAAAUAGUACUGCUGACGACGACGGCACAGACGUUGCUGGUGCGGCCGCUGAUGUACCCCCUGUUUUGCAUGCAACCUGCACCCUCACAGAGCAGGUUACAUCCACCGAAGAAGGCACGCCAAGUGACUGCACAUGGACGACGCUGUGGACGAGCGCGGCUGAUGUGGCAUCGGGGCACGGAUUGCCAUCCCUGUCGGCGUUCUCUCCGGCAUCCACAUCACCGAUUAGCCUCGAGGUGCGCUUCACCGGCCACAACGGUGACGUGGUCCUCACACAGUGGACGUACAUGACUGUGAGUGCGUAUCGCGACGCGGUGCUGAACCUGCGUUCGUGUGUCCCAGGGAAAGUGGCGCAGCCGGUUCUGCAGAUGCUCCUCAUAGGUGAACCGCGGUCAAAGGCGAGAAAACAAAAGAUGUUGAGCCGCCGGGACCCACUGAUGGCCACUGUGUGGGUGAGUUCGACGUCCUCAUCCGACUCGACGCGCGCCGGCGGCGUUGCGCACCGUGCUGUAGCUGUAAGUACGGCGUACAACAUCGUGCAACAGCCGGUCAGCGUACCACUGCGUGGUCCGCUCGUCUACGUGGCGGUGCAGCCCUCUUCGUCAUCUUCCGUGUGGCAUUCCCAGCCAAUUUUCUCGCGCAUCUUCUCCAGCGUGUGGACGCCUUUGACGGCAUCCCUGCGCGAUGGCGACCUUUGUGCUGACUCUUCUUCAUCUCACGCGGCGGUCUUGUAUUACCGCGUUGUCGACGCCUCGACUGCAGCCGCCGCUGCGGAGUUGUCGUGGUUGCCUGCAUCGCCUCGCGAAGAGCCUGGAGCAUUCCACAAGAGCAGUGAGACGGAAGAACUGCGCGAGGUCACCAUCACAGUUCAGCCCUCCGCGACUUUUAUUCCAGCGUUGCCGCCCUCCACUGGCCGCCAUACGAGCACUGGCAUAUCGACAGUCGCCGGUGAGUCCAACAUGGCUUUCCGAUCUGCCUCAGCGUGGAAUCUCGUUCUCUGUCAUGCUAUGACGCGCGCCGUUCUCGCUGAGGCCUCUCUGGCAGCAGGCGUGCUCACCUACCACUGCUUUCUUCCCGUGUUGCGUGACAGACGCGCUGCGUCUGGAAAGUGUGGCAGUUUGGGUACAGCUAGCAUCAUCCGCCCUGGUGCCUCUUCCGCCAGCGAGGCGGCUUACCUUCCAUGGGAGGUGCUCCUGGUUCCCGCCGCUGGCUUGCCCAAGCGGGACUGUGGAGCGAGUACGCCGUCGAAGCUAGGAGCAGCAGCGAUGCGGCCCAAUACUCGAUCCGCCGCACCGACUACUCCAUCAAGUCGUGACGGAAGUCUUGCUUCGCCGAAAGCCACAAGUGUCGCUGACCCCAACGCGUGGUCGGGCCCCAUGUGGAUUUCUUCCUCCGCGCUGUACGCCGCCCCAUCCACUGGCACGCAGUGGAAGACGUCCAUAUGUGUAUCUUCGCCACCGGCUUCUCUGACGGUGACGGCGCCCACGCUGUGCUCCCCCCCUGCGGCCCUAAGCUCUCAGUUCAAAGUGACGUGUGCUAUUCGUUCCCACACGCUCGGCACCGAUUCCGCCGUGUUUUGUCUGCGCUCGCUGCGCCUCGUACCGUCUUCCGUGCCCUGCGGAGUACAGGCGCCACCGACAGGCGCAUCGCUAUUGUCUCCGUCUCAGGUGCAGUUGUGGUUCACUACCAGCGGCAGCAGCUCAGAAGAGGUGCGCGCUGCCUGGGGAACGGCGGACGUGCCCUCGGUGAAGGUGGUGCAACACGCAUGGGCGCCAACAGUGCCUGCAUCUAGAAGCUACUGCACACCUGCUCUGCACGUAGAUGCCGAGGGUCAGUUGGAGUCCACUGGCUUACCGGUUCUACUCUCAACGACCAACGCGCGUGCGAGGUUGUGCGUGGCGCUGACCACUUCGGCGGAGAUAACGACAGCGUCAGACGGGGCGGCUGACACGGAAGCACUGCGACGAUGUGUUGCGAUGGUGCGCAAGCGUGCAAUUCAUUGCUACAAGAAGAACCACACAUCGUCCAAUACUGAGCAAGGUAGCCAUGAAGGUGAGAAUCAGCAGCGGGCGAAGCCGCAGUUGACGGAGGAGCAGAUGGCAGAGGUGUUUGUGCAGUGCGUCAACGCCGUCGCGAUGAGCGUUGACAACUACGCGGAAGUUGAUCUGAGCCCCUCCCUUGUGGCGGCGAGCGAGCGGCCCGGGAAGACGCGGCACCGACUUCUUCUCAGCUCCGUCAGCGGUACCAUCCGCAUGAGUCAUCAUAUGGUGCUUGAGCUUCAGGGUCAGUGGAUCAAGAUGCCGAGCCGAGUGACGGUGGUGUCAGAGGACUACAUGCCAUCGCCACGGAUGUGGGCCUUGCGGCGCAGCUGCGUCGUGCGGCACCCAGACCUGCCACCGCGAGCUGUGUGCAGCCGUAUGGGCGUUUCAGAGGAGAUUCCACUGACGCAGAAGGCGCUGGAGGCGUAUAUGGGCUACGAUGUGGUAGUGCAAAGUGUACCACUCGACUACACCGAUCCGUCAGAGUACGCCGUGCAGACCCGACUGCCGGGGCUACUGUACGACGAGUUCGUUGUGCAGAUGAAGCAGCAGGAGGAAUGGCUGCGGCCCUACUGCGAGACCGUUCGCAUCGAAUCCUCUGGACCGGUGGCCGCGCCGCUAAGACGAGGAGGCCGCGUUGCAGCAACGGCGGAGGGGUCUGCCAAUGACAAUAACGACACGGCGUUCAAAGAAACUGCAGAGCUGUUUGACAACAUCUUCGGCCCGACCGGGCUUGCCCACGCUUCCUACGUAUCGGGGUCGUCGCGCAAGGUAGCCGUCGUCCAUUUUUUCUUCGGUGACGCCUACACGACGCGUACCGUGCUGAACGUGUCCUGCACGACGUCCGCCGCCGCAAGGGGCAAAAUCGCAAACGUCCCAACGCAGGUCUACGGCAACGGCUACAACCCUCUGCCACUUUCUCCAGGUGGAUCUGUACCAUCAAUGAAGAAAGUCACGGCCGGCAGCGCCGCGUCGUCGUCGUCUUCUGUUCAGGUGCUGUGCGACAGUCUGACCCGCUCUUCGACGCUCUACAGCGUUCUUCCAGCGAGCAUCGCGAUGCACCAGUUCCCUGAUGAGAGCCAUCAUCGUUAUCCGUCCGAACUCACAUGGUAUCACGGUAGUCUCAGCAUCGAGAGCGAGGAGGAACAGCGGCGACGCGAGGAGGGUGAAACGGCAUGGAAGCGCGGUCUGGCAGAGGAGAGGCUGGGCCCGCAUCAAAAGCCGAGCUCACUUGUUGUGUCCGCGAUCACGCAGCAUCCGUACGACUGCCUGCCACUGGUGGUCGAGCCGUCGCUGACGCGGAGUGCAGACGGGCGGUACUACAUCGUCUUCGGCGGUCUCUCGACAACAACCGGGACUGCCUUGUCAAGCGUGUACGUGUUCGACGACACCGUGCAGACGUGGCAGCGGCUGCGCCCGCGGUUGAGCACUUGUGACAUGGUCUCCCUUUCUACCCCUGCGGCGGCGCCGAUGCCUCGCUACGGCCACACGGCCGUCUAUCGCCCUGCUGACGGUGCCAUCUAUGUUUUUGGUGGCCGUGGCCACUGCGAUGGUGCUGCUGCGUUGGUGUACGGCGAUGUGUGGAGGAUGUCGUGGGACGCUGGUGCAGGCACAGUGGCUGCAACAGAGCUGCACUGCACGUGGGCUGACGCACCGUCCGCUGCCGCUGGGGAUAGUGAGAAUCACAUCUCCUUCUCGAUGCUUACCGGUGACUUUGGGGGUAGACUGGCCCGCUGGCGCCAUGCGGCGGUGCUGCACGACGACUACAUUGUGGUGCUCGGGGGUCAGUCCAGCACCGGCGCGUGCUGCUCGUGUGCGGAGGUACUGUACCUCGACCUCACUACGCAGGAGUGGACUGCACGCCGCAGCUUCGGUACCGAGGUGCCGUGCCCACGAUACGGGCUUACCGCGACUGUUGCAAGCGGAGGCGCAGCUCUCUACAUUUUUGGCGGUCGGGGGCACGAACCGAGCAAGGCUGGGCCGCUGAACAGUGUGGCACACUCCGGCAACCCCCCGAGGAGCGAUGUGAACGGUGACGAAGCAGACAGAGAUGAGGAGCAAAGUGUGGUGGCCUUGUCAGAUUUCUUCAAGAUGGACCUCAUCACGCGCAUGUGGAGUCGCGUGGAGCCGAACGGCACCGUGCGACCGCCAGCGCUGGAGCUUGCUGACAUGACUUCGUGCAUCCUCGAUGGCUGUCCCGUGAUCCUGCUCGUUGGCGGCCGCACCAACGACGCCGUGGUAGCGACACCGACAGCGGAGCCGGCAGUCGCGGCGCAGCUGAUGGUGUUUCUCUUCUCCACCGCAACCCUCUUUUGGCGCAUCGUGCGCAUGGACUGCACUCCGGUUGCGGCGCGCUUUGGACUGCGGGUGGUGGCGUCGGCAGUCUCAGCCGAGGCGUUGAGGUUGAGGCGCAAAACUAGGAAUGCACAGCGGGCCGACUCGUCGUGCGUGCGCCGUGCAUUGCCGUCGCGCGGACAGCAUAUAGGCAGCAUUCUUGUCGUCGGCGGGCUGCCACUGGAGGAGGCGGACGUCGCGCAGACGCCACCCGUUAUCUCGGUGCUUCUUGCCGCCGGCAGUGGAAGCGCUGCGGCCAGCCGCUGUGUCGCCAGUGUCUCUCGUGCGAUGGGGGAAUCCCUAUCCUCGCAACAAAGACCUCUCACACCGUGGCCGCCGACAGUGUCGCGUGCUACUGCGAUGCGGCGACCAAUGACCGGCCAGACGCGAACGGCAUCACGCAAGCCACAUCCGCAGCCACCAGGCCAUCACCGCGUGCCAGCCACUGCACCUGGAUGGCCAAAUACAUUCCCGAGCAUACGUGCAGGCGGCGACGGGAGCUACGAGUACUAUGGGGCGGCGGGGGCUCUUGCGCUGUCAACAACAUCCCCCGUUGCUUUCUGCCACUUGGCGGAGCAUUCACCCGGUCCUUCCUCAGUGUCAGGGCGUGCCACCACUGCGCCAACGCCCUUGGGCCCCCAUCAUCAUCCGUCGUGCUACAGCACCCUAACACCCUGGCAGCAGCGCCAACUUGUUCGGCGACUGUACACGCAAGGCAUCGAAAAACGUGCUGUCGUUCGCCAGCAGAUGCAAGCCCAGGUAGAUAAAGAGCGCACCACACCUGCCUUCCGCGCUAACAGGAGUUGCAGACGCUCCCCUGGCGUUCGUCGUAGCUUGAUACAGGCUGGGCAGCUCUCAGCGCCGUUGCACCGCCUACCUAAUGGCACAACCGCGGCCGUGAGCGAGGCGUCAAUGCUGCCAGCAGCUCAGAACACGAUCGCGGCCAACGUCGGCGAUUGCGCCAACGUUUCACUGAGUCACCGGAACUUGCCGAACGCCUUUCACGUGCGCGUCCGCAGGAGCGGUAGUACCAGCUGCAGUAGUAGUCUGACGACGUCUAGCAGCAUUCGCAGCAGCGUCUCUAGCUGCGGUGAUUCGGAGUGGGACGCUGAAGUUGUGGAGCUGCCCCCGGAAAACGCCUCUUCGACGGGCCUCUCGGGCAAGGGUGACAAGUCGGACAGCGAAUGUGCGAAGAAUGUGGAGGAGGAGGAGGCAGGUGCUGAGGCUUCUGAAGUAGAAUCAGUUGCAUCCGAGCCAGGCGACGCGCUGGCAGGCACUGCUGCGAUACUGCAUGACAACUCCGCAAAAGCAGCACAGAAAGAGGCGGUAGUGGCAGAGAAUGAGUCUGAAGCGAGCAAGUCUUGGGAGGAAAACGACGACCACUUCGAAAAUGCAUCAUCGGGGAACUCUUCGGCGAUGCUGCAGUCGCGAAACGCCGUGGUGACCUCCACGGGCGCCACAGUGCUGAUCCCGAUGCUGUGGUAUGUCCCGCCGGCUGACAUGGAGAACGAGGAGGAGAAAGUGGAGGGCGAGGAGGACGAUGCUUCUGUAGCCACGUCUUCGGAGGCUUUCGCGGCACCUGUCGCGUCGAGUCCGUCGCACACGGAUGAGGUGUCCCCAGAUGCAGAAGUGGAGGAAGAGAAGUCGCGCGAGGUCGAGCAGCAAGCACCUGAGGAGCCGGCUACACCGCCUCUAGCGCCGCUGGUGGCGAACGGGAACGCUGUCGCUGGUAAUGAGGCGGCCGCCACCCCGAUUUCGCUUGAGACGCGGGAAGAAGAGGAUGAGGUGAACUCAAUGGAGAAGGACGAUGACUACGCCGAUGCCGACUGGGAAAACAUCUCGAAAGCAGAGGAAAGCGACGACCACGAGGACGGAGUCAAGUCCGAAAGCAGCGCAGAAAGUUGCACCGCCAUUCGCGAGGUGGUGGAGGGGUCGCAGGAGGUUCUGACCCCGCUACUUGCACCACGCGAGCACGCCACACUGCUGUUGUCGCCACUGCCACAGGAGGCAUGCUACAUGUCGGAACCCACCGACCACGAAAUGAGCAGUGACAGGGUCACGGAAAGUGUUGAUGAUGCGAAAGUCGCCGCGGUGCCGGUAGAGUUGUCGGAAGUAGCGACGACCUCGUCGCUUUCCUCACCUACUGAAGCUGCGGCACUGCCGAGCUCGAACCCUGACAGUUAUGCCCACGGAAGUGAUGUGGCAGAGAAACCUUUUGGUGCCUUCUCUGAGGAAGCUGACUUUCCCAACAUAGCAGAUGAGGGAGAUGGCAUGUCCUCUCGUGCCUCGUCAUUGACAGAUGUCCUCGCAGUCGUCGUACCGGCUGUGGAGGCGCCGGCAGCACCUGUCUCUUCACUUCAGAGCUUGCAUGCGGGUGAUGAGCAGGACAAUAGUGAGGUGUCGUCCUCGCCUGCAGUGGGAACGCCGCAUCUGGCAGCAGUGGAGGAGGACGAUAAAGCCAAAGCGGUGUUGGAAGAGUCUCAACAGAACACCGACGCUGUAGUGGAGCAGCUGCCUGCGACAUCGCUCACUCCUUCGAGCACGUCUUUCGCUGUGCCGGAUCCGGCCGCUGAGUCGCCUAUGCCUGCUUCUUUCUCCUACAACCGAGGGGACUCGAUUCAAGGGGCGGAGGCAGAAGCCCUCCACACCACUGCAACGCCACCGCAGGAGGUGGUAGGACUGCCCCUGGCAGGGCCUGCGGACAUCGGCGAUGGGGAUGCCAGUGAUGAGGUAGAGACGCCUAUCGAUGAAAGCGAGGCUGCCACGCCCCCUCUGGUGGCGGAGCAGCCAGAGGAGAGGGCGCGUCUAUCUGACGUGAGCGGCGGCGAGGAUGUCGUUGCCGCCAAUACUGCACAGCCCUCUGACCAGCAGCGAAUAACGCCGCCGCCUUCUAUUCUCUCAGACGCGCUGGAGGGAUUGGCAGGUGUGCCCAGUUUGCUUGCCCUCUCAGUUGCUAAUGAACACGUCGACGACGCUGGCGAGGCUACCACUUCUCCUCCCGCGCAUGAGGAGCCGGAACAGAUCGUGAAGGAGGAUGCCUCUGCGUUAGAACUGGAGGGAUCGUCGUGGGGCGACCAGGCUGACGGCCCUGCGGUCGAGGCUGUGCCAGCAAAAGAUCGAUCCGACGCGGAACACGAGGAGGAGGAUGCGGAAGAGCUGCCCUGCCCGGGCAGCAAGGCCGAGGUGGAAGAGAGCCAGUACACCGAGAAGCUGCAGGACGACAGCGACCUUAGCGAGCUGUCCGGCGUGCAGGACGGUGCUGUGAAAAGUGGCGUAGCAGCAGCAGCAGAUGUGAACAAAGAGGCGGCCAAGCAGUCUUCCGCCGCAAUGAUGCAGUCGCGACAUGGUGGGAUGUCGAUGGGGGAGGAACAGGUCGACGCCCCGGUCACCGCGUCAGCAACUGUGUCAUCUGUGCACAACGACGGCGACUCGGCGCUGUCCACGCCAGCUGCCUCACCGGGAGAGGAAAGGGAGUACGGCGACUGGGAGGGGCUGAACGAAGACUCGGGCCGUGCUGCAACGUUUUCCAAUGUGGAGGACGCUGUGGCUGCAAAGCAGUCGGUGAGCGCGUUCCCCAUGCCGACGCACGAGGAGACGCCAGACAGCUGGAGUGAACUGUCGCCCGCGGAGGAGGACGCGCCCCUGCAGGAGAAUCAAUUUGCACCGGGCUCAGCGGAGUCCUCCAAGUCCAAGAAGGAUGACGUCGUUCUGCUGUCGGAUGAGGUGAAUGCCUGGGAGCUGUCCACCCCUGCCGCUGCCGCGUCGACGUACUCGAAGGAGGAGACGCCAGCGACGCAAGCCAACGCAUCUCUGCCACCGCAGGUCGUGGCGGAGGACGCCUAUGAGGAGCCUGACACGCAAGCCUCAAGUGAAGAGGAGGUGGAAGGAACUACUGUGGAGCUGAACGACGGUCGAGAUCUGCUCGACCGUCGUCGCGGUGUAGUGGAGACGCUACAGGAGGACGAUUUCGACUUUUAG
This is a messenger RNA of Leishmania braziliensis MHOM/BR/75/M2904, 10323 nucleotides long. RefSeq lists its product as hypothetical. The coding region runs from base 1 to 10323 and encodes 3440 amino acids. The record is from RefSeq and is a predicted model, not a curated record. The transcript has a single exon. Gene Ontology annotation, molecular function: protein binding. Lineage: Eukaryota; Euglenozoa; Kinetoplastea; Trypanosomatida; Trypanosomatidae.